Fusarium sp. VM40 is the source of this 1272-nucleotide messenger RNA. NCBI's taxonomy places the organism in Eukaryota, Fungi, Ascomycota, Sordariomycetes, Hypocreales, Nectriaceae. The record is from the annotation of a GenBank genome assembly.
AUGCCUCCUCCGCCUCCUCCACCUCCGCCGCCGCCGCCUGGUGGUAUGGGUGGCCCUCCUCCCCCGCCUCCACCUCCUCCAGGAGGUCUUCCUGGGCGUCCUGCAGCAGGAGGAGUUGGCAGAGGCGCUCUCUUAUCGGACAUUGCCAAAGGCAGAGCUCUCAAGAAAGCUGUAACUAAUGAUCGUUCGGCGCCCAUAGUUGCAAGCACCUCAAACUCCUCUGCCGGUCCACCUGUUGGUGGUGCACCUCCUGUUCCAGGCCUCGGCGGUGCUCCCAAGCCUCCAGGAGGAUUAGCACCCCCAGGCUCAGUAAACCGAGCGAGGAGUAACAGCGACCAAGCAUCUCGCGACUCGGUAGUAGGCGCAGAUGUGCCGCAGUUAGGUGGUCUUUUCGCCGGUGGAAUGCCCAAGUUGAAGAAGAGGGGAGGAGGAGUCGAUACAGGUGCCAAUACCGAAUCUUCGUAUCGAUCGGAUCCUGAGCCGAGCACCUCCGCGCCAAAGCCUCCUGCUGGAUCGGCUCCGCGACCACCUUCAGCAGCUGCGCCAACGAUUCCUGGGCGAGCUCCAGUACUACCUCCAGGAGGAGCAGCGGGCUUGAGAAAGACAACGCCAAUAGGGUCAAAACCUCCACCACCUCCUAUAGGAAAGAAGCCGCCUCCUUUGCCAACGUCGCGGAAGCCUUCGUCUAUGUAUAUACCACCAUCCACGACCUCACCAUCAUCGGCACCUCCCGCUCCUCCGCCACCUCCUCCAUCAAGCAGUGCGCCAGCUCCUGCCGCACCACCACCUCCUCCACCUUCGGCCGCACCCCCUUUGCCCGGUCAUUCGCGAGCUUCAGUACCCCAUCCACCGCCUCCUGGAUCGCAUCAUUCGCCGCCAUCUCUUGCUGCGCAAGCUACAAUUCGUGCCGCAGGUCAAGUAUCUCCAGUCUCCGCGCCUCCUCCCCCUCCUCCCGGAUCGGCGCCAGCACCUCCAAGUGCGCCUUCGCCUGCUCCGUCAAGAACACGUUCUCGAGGCUCGUCUCUUCGGCAGUCAAUGCUGGAUCCAAGUAUGUUCACAUUGACAGCCAACGGCGCCCAAUCCACAAGCCCCAAGGGUUCACCCGCGCAAACGCCUGGUGUCGGCGGUGGGGGCCGGGUUGUUAUCAGCGAUCCAAGAUGGCAGUUCAAAGACGAGGGCUUGUUCCCGAAACCAAGAGACUUUAUGGGUGGAACGAGAAAAUACAGAGCAGGAAGAGGAAGCAGCGUACCAUUGGACUUGAGUGCUCUAUGA